Molecule: messenger RNA, 1572 nt
Organism: Blepharisma stoltei
Lineage: Eukaryota; Ciliophora; Heterotrichea; Heterotrichida; Blepharismidae
Source: the annotation of a GenBank genome assembly
AUGGAAUUAAGCUCUAAAAGUCAAGAUAGCUUAAUUAAUUUUCAAUGAAAUUCAGACUUAGAUAUCAGUAACAUAAGAAAACCAGCUAUAAAUCAUCUUAAUCAAGACCUCGUAAGCCAAACACUAACUAUUGAAGAGUUAAGAGCCAAAAAAUCUGCAAUUUUAAAUAAAACAAACAAUGACCCAAAAACAGAGCAAGAUUUCAGAAGAAUUUGCAAAUUAUAUGAAAAUCAGAAUUUUGAUUCUGAUUUACAACUGACCCUAGCAUAUCAAGAAUAUGUCAAAGCCUAUCAUCAAAUAGCAUCUCUUUAUCUUAUUGAUUGACAAUAUAAUAAAACUACUUUGAUUAUUUAUGACACUGAAAGCGAAAGAGAAGGGUUGAAAGUUUUGGAGACUCCAGAAUGAUUAAGCUAUGCCACAUGCAUUGCUCAACUUCCAUAUGGCGAGCUAUUCUGUUCUGGAAACAAUGCUUAUCCAGCUUCUGGGAUUACUUUAAAAAUUGAUAGUCAUUAUAAUAUUCGAUUGCUGCCAUCUGGAGCUAGAAAUAAUCAAAAUAUUUUUAUUAGUAAUAUAUCUUUGUAAUAGCCGUGCUUAGAAGGACUGGCUUCUAAGAAUAUGCUUUUGCUAAAAAGAUUAAGCAAAGUAAAUUCUAAAAAAAUAGAACCCAUCUGGAACGCCUUGCGGCUACUCAUCAGCUAUUAUCUUUUAAAUUGAGAAAUAAUAAUUCAUAAAAGCGCGGUACUGAGCCAAAAGUUCUCUCCUGAAUUUUUCUUUCUCUAGCGAUUUUAUGAGAGACAACGGAUUUUACCGUUCCUAGAUGGGGUACAUGGGAAGAAGAGUAGUUAAGCUUGGUCAAGUAGCCCGAAAGAUAACAGGUAUUGCUGGAGACUGAUUCUUAAAUGCUUGAUAGAUCAAGAUGGCUGCUGACAUCAUCAGUUGGUAAAUAAGGGUGAGGCGAUAAAACUCGACACUCUAAGGUGAAGUGACGUGCAAUAAAUCAUAUUAAUAUAACAAGUUAGAGAGAAUCAAUAAUUCUUAUUUCAACAAGGCGAGUGCGAAACUCAGACAAAAUGAUAUAUAUAUUUCAACAGAAGUGUUUAUUGCUUUGGAGGAUCUAAGUAUAAUGUUCCUUUAAAUCUAUCUAGCAGAUUUGAUUUUGAUCAAAAUCGGUGGAUUAAAUUAAUACCGAUGCCGCUCACUGAUUUCAUUUGCAAUAUUGUUAUAUUUAAAGGAAAUAUCAUAAUUUCCAGAUAUAAAAAUAGAAAUCUUUUGAAAUAUUCAAUUGACAUCGACUCUUUCUCAAGUAUCCCUUAUGAAUUUGCAAAGAAGACAAGAAAGAAACUAAUAGAAAUAGAAGGAAGAUUGUAUUUGAUUGGAUAUUUUAAUAAAAAAAUCUAUGAAAGCGAAAUUUGAGAUGAAUAUACUUGGAAAAAAAUAGGAACUUCAAAAAUCCCCAAUGAUCCAUACCCAAUGCGGUGCUUAUAUAAUAAAGGAGGAAUAUAUAUCAUAACAAGCCCUAAUCAGAGUCCUUACAAAUUUGAUUUAAGUAAAAAAGUCAUGAGUAGGCUUUAA